CAACAUUUAAGUACUUUUUUCUUGAAACUUUACUCAACUCUUGAUAAACUUCAAAAAUUACCAGAAGACGCCUCUUUUAUUAUACAACUACAAGUCACAGAGUUUGCACAUCUGGAAUACAAGCAAAACCCUUUAAAUGAGAAUUUUUUAUGGGUUGCAUCACCUGAGUGUGAAAGUAAUUCGUCUCCUGUAAUAGUGCCUUUGCAUACUGUUCAAACAGAUUUCGUUCAUUUUCAAAUACUUAUUGAAAAACCGUCUUUAAAAAAUGUGUGAUAGCAACGCCAGAAAGCGGAAACAUAAUUCGUUUGAGAAGUGCAGAACUGUGAAAGGUAUUUUUAAAAAGGGCGAUUUGGAUGAUUCUUUGUCAGCCUCUGAUUGGGGUUCGCAUGAUUAUUAUAAAUCGAGAAGGAGAAAUAAUCGAUGUGUUAAAUUGGAUGUUGAUCCUUUGCUUCUGACAUGUGAAUGGGAUUCCUGUUAUCAAGAUUUUACAGAAUUAGUUUCCUUUAUUAAUCAUUUGAAGCAGCACUUGCAGAAUUACAGUUUAAUCGGAGAAGGAGGUAUUUACGCUUUUAAGACCCUAUUUGCCACUUGUAAACUCGAAAUUAUACAUUUUACUCCAACUUUUGUAGAUUGUUGUUGGUCAGGGUGUACCUACGUUGCCAGCUCAAUGCUAGACCUAAAUCAGCACGUGUGCUACCAUGCAUACCAUACCAAAUUAAUAUCGCGUGGUAAAAGUGUCUUAUACCGCACCAAUUUACCAGAAUGCACCCUAACGGAGCACUUUGUAAUUCCAGUAACCCCUGACGGUUACCUUUGCGAAUGGGAAUAUUGCAACGAGAGAUUCGAAACGGUAUUUGAGUUCUUCGACCACGUUCAAAUUCACGUUUAUCACAAUCCUAAGAGCAAUAAAGAGGGUGUUAUUACUUGUUGUUGGAAAGGGUGUACCCAUAAAACUAAAUUUCGUUCACAGUGUAGAUUAUCUGAACAUUUAAGGAUUCAUACGAAAGAGAAAAUAAUUGCAUGUCCGACUUGUGGUAAUUUGUUUGCUAAUAAAACGAAGUUUUGUGAUCAUCGAAAAAGACAGUUGCCUAUUAAUCUACAAAGUUAUUUGUGUUCGCAAUGCUCUAAAUAUUUCCCGAGUGAACGGUUAUUGAGGGAUCAUAUGCGAUUACAUAUUAACCAGUAUAAGUGUUCCAUGUGUGAAAUGACGUGUCCCAAACCAUCAAUUCUUGCGAAACAUAUUAGAUAUAAACAUUUGAGUGAGAAACCGUACAAAUGUAACCACUGCGAUUACGCAUGUGUUUCAAAGCACAACUUGGAUUUCCAUUUAAAAACACACGACCCCGAUAGCCAAUUGAAGUGCACAGAUUGUGAUUUCGAAUGUCGAUCUUCAUUCGGAUUGGACCGACACUAUCAAAAAGCUCACGGAAAAGAUUGGAAUAAUGUCUACGAAUGUCACAACUGUAAGAAACAAUUUAUUCGUGGCGGCUUCUUGACUAAACAUUUAAUGAAAGUUCACAAUUACCACUGGCCCUCGGGUCACUCGAGAUUUCGGUACAAAGAAGAUUCAGACGGAAUCUAUCGGCUUCAAACAGUCCGAUAUGAGACUCUAGAUGUGACUGAAGAAAUUAUCAAAGGGAAAACGGUGCAAGCUCCUUCGGAGAAGGAAUCUCUAAAUUUCGAUGUGGUGAAAAGAAAAGCGAAAGAUUGUAAUUCGUUGCAUACUUUUGAUGUGGUUUUGUCGGAGAAAGAUCGCAAAGAGAGUGAUAGUGAAGCGGCGAAGAAGGUUUUGAUACAAAUCGACGAUCUUGAUGUGAAAGGAAAAGUGGUCAAGUCUAAGACGAUACAGUCGAGUGAAAUAUUUUGUGCAGAUUUAGAGGAGAUAACUGAUUGUGAUAGCACAGAAAUUGUGGCGCUAGGAUCUACAGCCAAUAAUGAAGUUUAGUUGCAUCUUUUGAUGGUGUUUUAUUUAAUACCUUAAAUACAAAAUUUUGUAUUUUAUUUAUGAUCAAUAAAGUGCCAAAAAACACUC
Molecule: messenger RNA, 2032 nt
Organism: Tribolium madens (black flour beetle)
Lineage: Eukaryota; Metazoa; Arthropoda; Insecta; Coleoptera; Tenebrionidae
Product: histone H4 transcription factor-like
Exons: 6
Coding region: 266-1945 (559 amino acids)
Biological process (GO): regulation of transcription by RNA polymerase II
Cellular component (GO): nucleus
Molecular function (GO): RNA polymerase II cis-regulatory region sequence-specific DNA binding; DNA-binding transcription factor activity, RNA polymerase II-specific
Source: RefSeq, a predicted model, not a curated record